CCAAGGUGAAUGGAUAGAAAUUAUCAUCCAUUGUUGUUUUGUUUCCUAACAACAGAUAGAACUGUGGCAAAAUAACUAUUACUUAGUUUUGCACUUUAUUUCAGUUCUUGUUUUUUAGCAAAACUAUAAACUAUAGCAAUGGGUAUCGAUAUUCAUGGAUUAUAACUUCAUUCUUGGAAUAUAUUGAAACAACGCGAUCCACAUCAUCAUUUCAAAAAAAAUGGAACAAAUGCAAACUUCCACCGGUCAAGUGCUCCCCCACAUCGUGCAAGUAUACCAGCCGACUAUAACAGACACCAAGAUACAGAGCCGGCAGAUAAUCCACCUGUCUCACCCACCACUCACUUCACAGAGCAAUAUUUACCAGCAGCCCAUGUCGGAGCCCUUGCAUAUGCCUUCACAGCAUAUUGCGCAUGAGAUCAGUCAGAUACAGACCUCUCAGAACUUGGUGAUGUCGUGUCAGCAGACUCAUUUGCAAAGCCUGCCGUUGCAAGGGCAAAUGUCUUCACAAGUCCUGCAACCAUCGACACCCUUACAAAUAACUUCCCACGUGAUCCUGCCGCAAGCAGCCAUGUUUAAACAGCACAUGCUGGUGAACAGCGUGCAUCACCAGUAUUAUAGUUACGAGGCCUAUCAGAAGGACGAGUUUCAGAAGGAUUGUGUGGCGAAGGCCGAGCCAGGGUUGCCGUCUAUCAAUGAGAAACAGAUAGAAUGUAAACCAGAGCAAGUGGAAAUAACACAUCAAUCAUUAGAAAUCGAGAUUGAAAACAUAACCAAAAGAUCAAGAAGCCUGGUCCCUAACCCUAACCAAUGGGCCUGCAACGUCAGAAAACUGAAGCACCAACGAGGAGAAGCCUAUAUCAGUCGCCGAGGGAAAUAUGUCCCGGAACGAAGGGUUAGAAACACCAAAGACUGCCUCAAAACCUGUAAAUACAAAUGUAAUGAGAGAAUUGAUGAUACAGACAGAGAACAUAUCUUCAAAGCAUUCUACUCCUUAAACGCUAAUGAAAAGAAACACUUUUUGCUUAACACCACUGAAAGAAACUAUGUAAAACAUAGUAAGCUAGACACUGAUCGCAAAAGAAAGUACUCUUUUAAAUAUUUCUUCUUAGUUAGAGCUGUAAGAUACACAGUAUGUAAGAAUUUCUACUUAGGAACAUUAGCUAUAUCUCAAAAGCCGGUCUAUAAUGUGCAUUUAACUAAAUCUGAGAUGAACAUCCCGAAGCCAGAUGGUAGAGGUCUAAAUCAGGCCAGUGCGCACUCUAUGCCUCAAGAAAUAAAAGAUAAGGUAAGAAACCACAUAUUAUCUUUCAACACAUUAGAUGGGAAGCAAAUUAAGCAGUUUUCUAGAAAAAAACAAUAUCUAGAUCCUAUUGUGAGCAUAAAACAGAUGUAUACUAUGUAUCUUAAUGAGUGUAGUAAAGAUAAUGCUAUGCCUGUGAAAGAGUCUAUGUAUAGGAAGAUAUUUAAACAGGAGUUUAAUUUGCAUUUUAAAAAGACGAAAGACGGUCAGUUGUGCUGUAGAUGUAAAGGGCCAGUGAAAAAGAAAUUGUCGUAGAUAAACCUAGUAAGGGAAAAAAAAUCUUAGCUG
Cydia strobilella is the source of this 1591-nucleotide messenger RNA. RefSeq lists its product as uncharacterized. NCBI's taxonomy places the organism in Eukaryota, Metazoa, Arthropoda, Insecta, Lepidoptera, Tortricidae. The record is from RefSeq and is a predicted model, not a curated record. The coding region runs from base 221 to 1558 and encodes 445 amino acids. The transcript has 4 exons.